Messenger RNA from Symsagittifera roscoffensis, 1329 nucleotides. RefSeq lists its product as uncharacterized. The record is from RefSeq and is a predicted model, not a curated record. Lineage: Eukaryota; Metazoa; Xenacoelomorpha; Acoela; Convolutidae. Bases 1 to 1329 code for a protein of 442 amino acids. The transcript has a single exon. Gene Ontology annotation, molecular function: nucleic acid binding. Gene Ontology annotation, biological process: DNA integration.
AUGGCAAAAAUGCUAACUCUUCGUUUAGACCAAGAAAAACACUUCAAAUCAGAGCUAAAUUGUCUGAAGGUGAAAAGGGAGCUGAGUAAAACAUCGAAACUACUCAAUCUUAGUCCGUUUUUCGACAAGAAUUACGAUCUACUAAGAGUUGGAGGCAGACUUUCACUAUCGAACUACCCAACAGACAAGAAGUUUCCAAUACUCGUUUCGGAAAAAUCUGAUUUAGUAUCCCUACUUAUACGCAAAUAUCAUGAAGAUACUCUUCAUGGCGGGGGGCAAUUAGUACUGAACACAAUGAGAGAGGAAAUUUGGAUAAUCGGAGGCCGUGAUCUAGUUCGACAGUUCAUUAGAAGAUGCAUGAGAUGUGUCCGAUUUAGUCAGCAACCUACUUCUCAAUUCAUGGCUAAUCUUCCUACAGAAAGAAUAAUGACCGCAAAACCAUUUGCUCAAUGUGGAAUAGACUUUGCUGGUCCCUUUGAAAUUAAGGAAGCAGAUGUCUCAAAAAUUUAUGUUGCCAUCUUUGUUUGUCUCGCGACAAAAGCUAUUCAUUUGGAAAUGGUUACUCGUCUAACCGAAGAAGCAUACAUCCUUCCAUUGAAACGAUUUACUGCACGCCGUGGUAAACCUGAGAAGAUCUUAAGUGACAAUGGAAGCGAUUUUAUCGGGGCUCGAAAUGAUCUGAUCAAAAUCAAGGAACUGCUCGACAAAAAUGGAACGGACAAAUCAGUUGUUAGUUUCGUCAACAGCCAACGAACUGAAUGGGUCACCAUCCCUCCACGUGCUCCUCACUUCGGAGGACUCUGUGAAGCAGCUGUAGAAAGUAUGAAGAGACAUAUGCGAAAAGUUAUUGGACUGCAACGUCUCAGUUUUGCAGAAUUUCUUACAAUUCUUAAUCAAAUUGAAGCUGUCUUAAACUCACGACCAUUGUAUCCAAUGUCAAGUGAUCCUAAGGACCCAACUCCGCUGACACCCGCUCAUUUUCUGAUAGGGGAAUCAUUGCUAACUCUUCCCUCUGCUGACAUCCAAGUUUCAACCAAUGUACGAUAUCGACUAUUACAGAAUAUGAUCAAGGAUUUCUGGAAAGUUUGGAAAAGGGAUUACCUCAUAACGCUACAAAUACGGAAAAAAUGGUUCACGGAUGGCCCAGAAUUUAAAGUUGGCAACCUAGUCCUACUUGCCGAAGACAAUGAACGACCGCUAGAAUGGAAAACUGGACGAAUCAUAGAAGUUUAUCCUGGAAAUGACUUGAUUGUUCGAGUGGUAAAAGUGAAGACCACAACUGGUGAAUACAUACGCCCAGUCGCGAAGCUGCGGAAGCUACCAGUAUAG